Molecule: messenger RNA, 1547 nt
Organism: Caenorhabditis elegans
Lineage: Eukaryota; Metazoa; Nematoda; Chromadorea; Rhabditida; Rhabditidae
Gene: ham-3
Product: SWI/SNF chromatin-remodeling accessory subunit 1
Exons: 6
Coding region: 3-1343 (446 amino acids)
Cellular component (GO): nucleus
Source: RefSeq, marked reviewed
GAAUGCAAACUCAAGCGCGGCCACCAGUUCCGCAGGGGCCAAGAUUCAACCAUCCGGCAACACCACAGCAAGUACGUCGGCCGAUUAACGCGCCGUUGCCUGGACAAACCGCUCAAAUACAGGGAAACCGGGGCCCACAGCCUCCGAAAAAGAAAAAGCGAUAUGCCGAUAAAUUAAUUCAACCAAAGGUUCGCGAACUGGUUCCCGAAUCACAAGCCUAUAUGGACUUGUUAGCAUUUGAGCAGAAGCUUGAUUCAACAAUUACAAGAAAGAAGAUUGAUGUUCAAGAAGCUCUGAAAAGACCCCAAAAAAUCAAGAAACGUCUUCGUAUAUACAUAUCACACACAUUUAUAGCUGGAAAAGAACCAGAGAAGGAAGGCGACGAUGCAUCUGUUCCUAUGUGGGAAUUACGUGUUGAAGGACGACUUUUAGAUGAUAUGCAACAUCCCACAGUUGGAGCAAAUCCCCGUCCAGCUCCAAAACGGAAAUUCAGUUCAUUUUUCAAAAGCCUAGUUAUUGAGCUGGAUAAAGAUAUAUAUGGCCCAGACAACCAUCUCGUUGAGUGGCACCGUACUCCACAAACCAAUGAAACUGACGGAUUUCAAGUGAAGCGCCCCGGAGAUCGUCCCGUUAAAUGCACAAUCCUUCUUCUACUCGAUUAUCAGCCAAUGAAGUUUAAACUUCAUCCGAGACUUGCAAAAGUUCUCGGAAUUGCUGCAGAAACUCGUCCGAGAAUUAUUGAAGCCCUGUGGCAGUACAUCAAAACUCACAAGCUUCAAGAUCCACAGGAUCGUGAUACAAUCAAUAAUGAUCUUUUCUUGGAGCAAUGUUUUGGUGUGAGCAAGAUGAGAUUUAUGGAGAUUCCUCAAAGACUUCAUCAACUCUUGCAACAGCCUGAUCCUUUAGUCUUGAAUCAUAUUAUUCAGCGGCCUGAUGAUGGUCAAGAUAAAACUUCUGCUUGUUAUGAUAUUGAUGUCGAGCUCGAGGAUCCAGUCAAACAACAAAUGGCAAAUUUCGUUCACAAUCAAACAAAUGCGAACGACAUUCAACUACUUGAUCAAAAAAUAUUCGACUUGGUAGAUCAAAUAAACGAGAUGAAGCUGCGUCGUGAUUUCUUCCUUCGUUUCUCGAACGAGCCCAGUGGAUUCAUCAAGAAAUGGGUUGUAAGCCAGAAUUCUGACUUGAAGACUUUAACAGAAUCAAGUGGUGAUGGAGAAUCCGAUCGUUAUGCGACAACGUACAGUACAACUGAUACAGAUGAAGGUGUAUCACGGUACAUGUAUCAGAAAAUCCAACAAAAACGAGCCGAGCUGGAGCAAAGUCUCGGAAUCCGCAACAAUUAAUAAAUUAUAUCUCUUUCCGUAUAAUAUCGAUUUUUUCUCUCUUCCUUCUCCCUCUGCCGACCUGUAAACUGGGAUCUCAACAACAUUUUCAAAAAUUCUCUUUUUAUCGAAUCUAAUUACGUUUUAUCUCAAUUCUUCACUAAUUAUAUAAUUAUUUUUCUCUCCACUCCAAACCAAAUUUUAAUUGAUAAAUUAUAUGCAUUU